Molecule: messenger RNA, 1279 nt
Organism: Brassica oleracea var. oleracea
Lineage: Eukaryota; Viridiplantae; Streptophyta; Magnoliopsida; Brassicales; Brassicaceae
Product: protein disulfide-isomerase 5-3-like
Exons: 10
Coding region: 1-1128 (375 amino acids)
Cellular component (GO): endoplasmic reticulum; COPII-coated ER to Golgi transport vesicle
Source: RefSeq, a predicted model, not a curated record
AUGAGGAAGCUGACUAGUGAGCUCAUUAGAAUCAGAAUGCACUGUGAUAACCAGGCAGCCAUUCAUAUAGCUUCAAACUCAGUGUUUCAUGAAAGGACAAAACACAUUGAAGUGGACUGUCACAAGGUGAGACAAGCUGUGGAGCAGUGUAAAUGCUUAGUAUUUUACAACGUUUCUUUUGUUCUCUCUGCUAAACAUUUUCAGAAACCAUCUUGGGAGAAAGCAGCUGAAAUAACAAGACAAAGAUAUAAUCCUGAAACUGAUGGGCGUGUUCUUCUAGGAAGCGUUGAUUGCACAGAAGAAACUACUCUAUGCAAGAGGAACCAUAUACAAGGCUACCCAUCUAUAAGGAUUUUCCGCAAAGGCAGUGAUCUUAAGGAGGACCAUGGCCACCAUGAACAUGAAUCUUACUAUGGAGAUAGAGACACAGAGAGCAUACUCAAGAUGGUGGAAGAUCUGCUCAAAUCUAUCAAAAAGGAGGACCACAAGUUAGCUUUAGAUGGUAAAACUGAUAAUGUGGCUUCAAGUAUUAAAAAGGCACCAGUUAGUGGUGGUUGUAGAAUCGUAGGCUAUGUGCGUGCCAAGAAGGUCCCUGGAGAAAUCAUUAUCUCAGCUCAUUCAGGAGCUCAUUCGUUCGAUGCUUCUCAAAUGAACAUGUCUCAUUAUGUUUCCCAUCUCUCCUUUGGUAAAAUGAUUUCAGAAAGGUUGUUGACUGAUAUGAAACGCUUAAUGCCUUAUCUUGGCCUAAGCCAUGACAGGCUUAAUAACAAAUGGUUAGUAAAUGAAGGACAGUUUGCUGCUAAUGUUACCAUCGAACAUUAUCUUCAAAUAGUCAAAACAGAGGUCGUUUCAAGAAGAUUCGGUCAAGAACACUCAGUGAUUGAGGAGUAUGAGUAUACGGCUCAUAGCAGCGUGGCUCAUGGUUACUAUUACCCUGUUGCCAAGUUUCGCUUUGAUCUCUCUCCUAUGCAGGUCUUAAUAAGUGAGAACCCAAAGUCAUUCUCACACUUCAUCACAAAUGUUUGCGCCAUCAUAGGUGGUGUUUUCACGGUUGCGGGGAUACUAGAUUCGAUAUUUCAAAACACAUUCAGACAGGUGAAGAAGAUCGAGCUUGGAAAAAACAUUUGAUCAAGAGUGAGUGAGUGGUUUAGAUGUUACUUCUUUUCAGUUUCUUGUAAGAUCUUAAAAUCAUUAAAAAAUCUCAGUUCUUACAUACCUUCUAGACUAUGUUUGUUUUGGAAUAUCAGUUUCAGAGGAUAAGGAAACAAUGUUGGCUGUA